GUUUUGCUUCGAGUUGGUGCACUUGUCCGUCGCUAGAUGUCAGGUGCUCCUCGGACCGUCUAGCAUCGCAGGCGCCAGUUUACCAGGGUUUGACUUGGUGGACUGCGAUCCCAACUUAAGUUAUUCUGUGUGUGAUGUGAAGCAGGCAGGUACGCCAAAAAUGUGCCUCUACCGGUAGCCUAGUGGCUACAAACUGACGGAAGGUCAUGAGUUUUUGAAUACAUUGACGGAGUGAAUUGAAAUGGCUAAAAGAAAUGUCGCAUUUGUGAAGCCGCCUGAGCCAGAAUUUCUCAAGAAGUUCAAGGAGAAAUCUGGUUACAAGGAAGGACCCGAUAUAAAUACGAAAAGGCAAGCCUUGGAAGCUGCACUUGAUCAAGCAGCUGAGGAUAAGGAAGAUGAGCAACCUCAAAUUGUUGUUUUGAAGCCUGGUGAUCUAUCAAAGGAAGAGGUAGAGGGCCUGAAAGUUGAAGAAAAGGAAGAGGAGAAAGGUGGAGAUGCCGUCGAACCUGCUCGGAUUGUGUUUAAGAAGCCUGAAAAGCGGAAGUCUGAAGUACUCAAUACGAUCUCAUCAUCCAAGAAAGAUAAGGACGAGGAUUGCAGUACAGGAGAGGGUGAUUCGGGGCGCGAUAAAAAGCGCGCGAAGGAUGCCUCGGAAAAGCGCAAGACCAAGAAUGCGAGGCUCCUUUCCUUUCAAGACGACGACGACGACGAUUGAACGCGUCCAAGCAAGUUUUCAUUUGCUGUUUUUCCCGUGUCAGUAACGAUGGGCAUGGGCAAAGUUCUGCGUGACGGUUUGAUUGUUUUGCGUGCUUGUUCAUUUCGCUUCGUGUCCAAUAAAAUGAUGGAAUUGUAUUAA
Messenger RNA from Darwinula stevensoni, 856 nucleotides. NCBI's taxonomy places the organism in Eukaryota, Metazoa, Arthropoda, Ostracoda, Podocopida, Darwinulidae. The record is from the annotation of a GenBank genome assembly.